CUCCCACGCGUAAACUAUUAGAAACGGACAAGUCUAGUGACAAGACUAUGUGGAGCGGUUGAGCUUGAAGAUGUUUAUCACACUUCAGAAAUGUCUCGAAUGAGUCGCGUGGGAUCAAAAGCAGCAGUCUUAAGAAUCCACGGAAUGUUAUCUGGAGACCUCUGUUGAUUACGAACUUGCCUACACUUGCUGAAUAAGACUCUGCGAAUACGAUGUUAGAAAGAUUAACAUGUCUGAAGAGCAACUAAACUGCACUAUAAGCCACACGAUUCACCAGUACCUGUUUUCGUGUGUGUUCAUCCUUAUCCUGCUAGUGGGUGUUCCCGCCAACGCUUACUCGCUCUACCAUGCAUGGCUCCAACUGAAAGUCGGCAAUGAGCUGGGGGUCUACUUGCUAAACCUGACCAUAUCUGAUCUGCUGUACCUGGCCUCCCUGCCCCUUUGGAUCCAGUAUUUCUUCCAAGGGGACGACUGGAGCAGCCCUGAGUGGCUCUGUCAACUGUGUGGUUUCCUGCUCUAUGAGAACAUCUAUAUCAGCAUUGGUUUUCUGUGUUGUAUCUCCAUUGACCGCUACCUGGCGGUGGUCUACCCUUUCCGCUUCACGUCUUUCCGAACGGUACGAGCAGCAGUGCUGGUCAGUGCAGUGGUCUGGCUUAAAGAGCUUGCCGUAGGAGUUGUUUUCUUCCGGCACCAGGAGUUCAGCAGGGGCCAGAACAACCAAUCUGUGUGCUUUGAGCACUAUCCUGUGGAGACAUGGGAGUACCCGAUAAACUACUACCGCUUUCACAUAGGUUUCCUGUUCCCUUUAGCAAUCCUCUUCGUGUCAUACUUUAGAGUUCUCCGAGCAGUGGGCAAGAGUGCAGGCACGCUGACAGCCCAGAAAAAUCGUAUCAAUUACCUUGUGACCAGCACCAUCGUCAUCUUCCUGGUUUGUUUCUCACCAUACCACAUCUUCCUGCUUGUACGCACCAUAUUUGAGCGGGACUGCAACUUCAUUGAGAAAAUUUUCAACUACUACAAUUUCUCUCUGUUGCUUACUAGUUUUAACUGCGUGGCUGAUCCGGCACUCUACUGUUUUAUUAGUGAGAGCGCCCAAAAGGGCAUCCAGAGGGCUCAGGAAACUUGCACUCGGGUCUUAUGCUGUUGCUCGAAAAGCCAUGAAAGGCUCAACACGCACUGUACUGAGCUUGCAGUAACAAAUGAUAAAGUUACAGGUACCUCAGUGGCAACACUCUUGCAGCAGGUCAAAACUGACGUUUAAACAGUUUCAUUGUAUUAGUUAUCCAUACAAUAGACAUCAUAGCAUUUAGCCACAGGCUCCUCAGAUGUACAGCUGCUGCAUACUGUUUUUCAUUUUGCAUGGGUUAGAACAUUAACCUACUUUGUCAGAGUCAGUCCUGUAUUUUGUUCUAAAAUUAAACUGAUAUAUUUGAUGGUUUUGGUAAGCUAACACGCUACUGUUAUGUGGUGUAAUUCUCAGGGAUUGCCACCUUGAUAAUGACCAGUG
Molecule: messenger RNA, 1507 nt
Organism: Carassius carassius (crucian carp)
Lineage: Eukaryota; Metazoa; Chordata; Actinopteri; Cypriniformes; Cyprinidae
Product: ovarian cancer G-protein coupled receptor 1-like
Exons: 2
Coding region: 230-1261 (343 amino acids)
Biological process (GO): cellular response to pH; G protein-coupled receptor signaling pathway
Cellular component (GO): membrane
Molecular function (GO): G protein-coupled receptor activity
Source: RefSeq, a predicted model, not a curated record